Oncorhynchus kisutch (coho salmon) is the source of this 3054-nucleotide messenger RNA. Its product is annotated as isocitrate dehydrogenase [NAD] subunit gamma, mitochondrial-like. The coding region runs from base 55 to 1221 and encodes 388 amino acids. NCBI's taxonomy places the organism in Eukaryota, Metazoa, Chordata, Actinopteri, Salmoniformes, Salmonidae. Gene Ontology annotation, molecular function: magnesium ion binding; NAD binding; oxidoreductase activity, acting on the CH-OH group of donors, NAD or NADP as acceptor. Gene Ontology annotation, biological process: isocitrate metabolic process; tricarboxylic acid cycle. The record is from RefSeq and is a predicted model, not a curated record. The transcript has 12 exons. Gene Ontology annotation, cellular component: mitochondrion.
GCACGCAUCUCUCAAUCCAGGACUCAGUUCCAGUAACAUUCCUUCUUCUCCAAGAUGACGGGUUGGUCUGUUCUGUCUCUGUCCCGGGUGCUGCAGGCCAACACACACACGGCUCAGGUGUUGAGGACAGCCUUGUGCGGAAGGAGGCAGAUGUCCCGCUACACCAUCAUACCACCCCCAGCACGGUAUGGGGGACGUCACACGGUGACUCUCAUCCCAGGAGACGGUAUCGGACCUGAGCUACUCAGCCAUGUUAGAGAACUGUUCAGGUUCUGCUGUGUACCUGUGGAUUUUGAGGUGGUGAAUGUGGAUUCUACUAUGACAUCAGAGGAUGAUAUCAACGACGCCAUUACAGCCAUCAGACGCAACGGAGUGGCCCUCAAAGGCAACAUUGAGACCAACCACAACCUGCCUCCCUCCUUUAUAUCCAGAAAUAACCUGCUACGUACCAGUCUGGACCUGUAUGCCAACGUGAUGCACUGCCAGUCUCUGCCAGGCGUUCGGACUCGUCACAGGAACAUCGACAUCAUCAUCAUCAGAGAAAACACUGAGGGAGAAUACAGCAGUCUGGAGCACGAGAGUGUGUCUGGGGUGGUGGAGUGUCUGAAGAUCAUCACGAGGACCAACUCUCUGAGGAUUGCUGACUAUGCUUUCAGACUGGCCAGGGAGAGAGGUCGUCGUAGGGUCACCGCUGUCCACAAGGCCAACAUCAUGAAGCUAGGUGAUGGUCUGUUCCUACAGUGUUGUAAGGAGGUUGCCGCGGGUUAUCAAGACAUUGCCUUCGAUGCCAUGAUCGUGGACAACACCACCAUGCAGCUGGUGUCUAAGCCGCAGCAGUUUGAUGUGAUGGUGAUGCCUAAUCUCUAUGGUAAUGUGGUGAGCAACGUGUGUGCUGGUCUGGUGGGGGGGCCGGGACUCGUUCCAGGAGCCAACUACGGGACGGACUACGCUGUGUUCGAGUGUGGCACCAGGAACACAGGGAAGAGCAUAGCAUAUGGUAACAUAGCCAACCCUACAGCCAUGUUACUCGCUUCCUGUCUGCUUCUGGACCAUCUGAGGCUACAUGCAUACGCCACCAUGAUACGACGGGCUGUCAUCGCUACUGUUACUGAGACACGGCUCCAUACAGCUGAUUUGGGAGGUCAGGGGUCAACCUCUGAUGUGGUCCAUUCCAUCAUGAAGGAGAUACAGAGCACUGGACCCCUAACACAGAACAUCUAAAUAUUUAUUUCAUUAUGACUGUAGCCUACCCUAUAAUUAUGACUCUAUGAUCCUAUAAUUAUGACCCUAUAAUUAUGACUCUAUGAUCCUAUAAUUAUGACCCUAUAAUUAUGACUCUAUGAUCCUAUAAUUAUGACCCUAUGAUGAUGACCCUAUAAUUAUGGCCCUAUGAUUAUGACCCUAUAAUUAUGGCCCUAUGAUUAUGACCCUAUAAUUAUGACCAUAUGAUUAUGACCCUAUAAUUAUGACCAUAUGAUCCUAUAAUUAUGACCCUAUGAUGAUGACCCUAUAAUUAUGACCCUAUGAUUAUGACCCUAUAAUUAUGACCAUAUGAUUAUGACCAUAUAAUUAUGACCCUAUGAUUCUAUAAAUAUGACCCUAUAAUUAUGACCCUAUGAUUAUGACCCUAUAAUUAUGACCCUAUGAUUCUAUAAAUAUGACCCUAUGAUCCUAUAAUUAUGACCCUAUGAUUAUGACCCUAUAAUUAUGACCCUAUAAUUAUGACCCUAUAAUUAUGACCCUAUGAUUAUGACCCUAUGAUUAUGACCCUAUAAUUAUGACCCUAUGAUUAUGACCCUAUAAAUAUGACCCUAUGAUUAUGACCCUAUAAUUAUGACCCCAUGAUUUGACCCUAUGAUUAUGACCCUACGACCCUAUAAUUAUGACCCUAUAAUUAUGACCCUAUGACCCUAUAAUUAUGACCCUAUGAUUAUGGCCCUAUAAUUAUGACCCUAUGACCCUAUAAUUAUGACCCUAUGACCCUAUAAUUAUGACCCUAUGAUUAUGGCCCUAUAAUUAUGACCCUAUGACCCAAUAAUUAUGACCCUAUGACCCUAUAAUUAUGACCCUAUGAUCCUAUAAUUAUGACCCUAUGAUCCUAUAAUUAUGGCCAUGUGAUUAUGACCCUAUAAUUAUGACCAUAUGAUCCUAUAACUAUGACCCUAUGAUUAUGGCCCUAUAAUUAUGACCCUAUGACCCAAUAAUUAUGACCCUAUGACCCUAUAAUUAUGACCCUAUGAUCCUAUAAUUAUGACCCAUGAUCCUAUAAUUAUGGCCAUGUGAUUAUGACCCUAUAAUUAUGACCAUAUGAUCCUAUAACUAUGACCCUAUGACCCUAUAAUUAUGACCCUAUGACCCUAUAAUUAUGACCCUAUAAUUAUGACCCUAUGAUUAUGACCCUAUAAUUAUGACCCUAUAAUUAUGACCCUAUGAUUAUGACCCUAUAAUUAUGACCCUAUGAUUAUGACCCUAUAAUUAUGACCCUAUGAUCCUAUAAUUAUGACCAUAUGAUUAUGACCCUAUGAUUAUGACCCUAUAAUUAUGACCAUAUGAUCCUAUAACUAUGACCCUAUGAUUAUGACCCUAUAAUUAUGACCAUAUGAUCCUAUAAUUAUGACCCUAUGAUUAUGACCCUAUAAUUAUGACCAUAUGAUCCUAUAAUUAUGACCCUAUGAUUAUGACCAUAUAAUUAUGACCAUAUGAUUAUGACCCUGUGAUCAUGACCCUAUAAUUAUGACCAUAUGAUCUAUAAUUAUGACCCUAUGAUUAUGACCCUAUAAUUAUGACCAUAUGAUCCUAUAACUAUGACCCUAUGAUUAUGACCAUAUGAUUAUGACCCUAUGAUUAUGACCCUAUAAUUAUGACCAUAUGAUCCUAUAAUUAUGACCCUAUGAUUAUGACCCUAUAAUUAUGACCAUAUGAUCCUAUAACUAUGACCCUAUCUCUCUAUCGCUCAACUCAUCCUCUCUCUCUCUCUCUCUCUCUGUCCUCUCUCUCUGUCUCUCUCUCUCUCUCUCUGUCCUCUCUCUCCGUCUCUCUCUCUGUCUCUCUGUC